AUGACUCAAAAAAAGCCUCAAAAAGGCGCUCAACACAUUCAACUUCGUCAUAUUCUCACAGAAAAGCAUAGCAAGGCAGCUGAAGCGUUGGAAAAGAUAAAUAAUGGUGAGAAAUUUGACAAAGUAGCCAUGGAAUACUCACAAGAUAAGGCAAGAGCUGGUGGUUUGUUGGGUUUGAAAAAAAAAACCGACCUCGUAGAACCAAUUUCUAGUAUAGCAUUUGAUUUACCUAUAAAUCAACCAUCGGAGAUCGUCAAAUCAGAAUUCGGUUAUCACAUUCUGCUCGUAGAGGCACGUAAAUAAA
Molecule: messenger RNA, 304 nt
Organism: Wallemia mellicola CBS 633.66
Lineage: Eukaryota; Fungi; Basidiomycota; Wallemiomycetes; Wallemiales; Wallemiaceae
Product: putative peptidyl-prolyl cis-trans isomerase NIMA-interacting
Exons: 2
Coding region: 1-303 (100 amino acids)
Biological process (GO): rRNA processing
Molecular function (GO): DNA binding; peptidyl-prolyl cis-trans isomerase activity
Source: RefSeq, a predicted model, not a curated record